CACGAAGAUAGUCACUUUGACUUGUGACACGUUUAUAGUAUAUUUUGCUUUUGAUACCUUAAAUUUAAUAGUGUGAAGCAUUCAAAACGUUCACAGUUCUAAGAAAAAAGGUUUUGAAUUUAAAUGGCUUCUAUUGUAGGAACGUUAACGUCUAUUUUUCUGCUAUUUUUUAUUUGUACAAUAAGAUCCUCUGCAGAGUUUGAUAAUGACAACAGAAUAUCCCGGCUGGAGAAAUUGGUGGAAUCGCAGAAUACCGAGAUUUUGUCAUUGAGGAAUGAAGUUGCCGAGCUUGGUGUUUUAAAAAACAAAAUAAGGAUUUUGGAAAAAGAGAAUUUAGUUUUAAAGUUUUUAAAGGAUAAUGUUAAAACACAUCGUGCCGAAAUGCAAGAUAUGAAGAAAUUAAUAAGGAGACAACAGUUGAAGACUCAGUAUUUAGAAACUCAAUUACGAAUUUCUUCAUUACGUUUAAAUAACAUUUGUAAUCCGUGUUAUUCCACAACUACACCGACCUUAGGCAACAAUGAAAUAAAUCAGGAAACACGUAAGGAAGAUAUUGGUAGUCCUGAAAAGGAUCCUGCAGUCACAUUAAGAAGGCAAGAUCGAAUGCUAAUUUCUAGUCCAGUUGUCGACGCAUUACAGAAGAUCGCAUUUUACGCAUACCUUUCACACGGUGAGGUCGACCCAGGGCAUCACCAUAUCAUUGUUUUCGAUAAUGAACUUACUAAUUCCGGAAAUGGAUACAACAAAUAUACAGGGACAUUUUUGGUCCCAAUUGAAGGGCUUUACGUUUUUUCACAUACCAUUGUUGUAGAGCGUGGACAUCAAAUGCCGACAGAACUAGUUGUAAAUGGUAACGCUGUUGGUGCUGUUGCAGCUGAUAGUUAUUCAGAUUCCCAUUACCCAGCUGCAUCAACUUAACUUGUUGUUAGUUUGAAAAAAGGCGAUGCUUGCUUUAUUCGAACUUCAUCAUUCCAGGCUUAUGACAUUGGGGAUCUAUACAGCAGUGUUUGGUCUAGAACA
Mytilus trossulus (common blue mussel) is the source of this 1020-nucleotide messenger RNA. RefSeq lists its product as uncharacterized. The coding region runs from base 124 to 918 and encodes 264 amino acids. NCBI's taxonomy places the organism in Eukaryota, Metazoa, Mollusca, Bivalvia, Mytilida, Mytilidae. The transcript is spliced from 2 exons. The record is from RefSeq and is a predicted model, not a curated record. Gene Ontology annotation, molecular function: protein binding.